AGAGGCGCGGCGCGGGUGUGGGGCACUGGUCGGCGGUGGUCUCAGUCGCCGACCUCAACUGUCGGGGAGCGGACGGUGUCGCUGGGCUGACCUGACCUGCUGCGGGACACAGCCGAGACCGACAGUCAGUGGCGGAGGGUUCAGAGGAGACGCCAAUAGCAAAGGAGGGCAUGGCGCCCGGAAGGAGUCGGCAGCUGCUGCCGCUGCUGCUGGCGGCGGUGGUAGCCGUGGGCUCGGCAGAGCCCAAACCGGAGGCCAAAUGGCCGUGGAGCAGCGCGCCGCGCAGAGCCCACCGUCGCUCGGCGUUCCCCAGCCCGGCCGCUGAUGACUGGCAGCCGAUCGGACCCGGUGAUCCGCUCAGCAACGCGCCCACCUUCCAGUACGCGCCGCCGGUGCUGGCCCAGCCGCGCGCCGAGGACCGCCAGGACCGGUGGCCGGUCCGCACCCGCAACCCUCCGGUGCGCGUGGUCACCCCCAGCGGCGAGCGGCGCCGAGACGGUCCCUUCUCGGGAUCGUUCUUCCAGUUCCGUCUGCCGGGCGCGCGGCGUCCCCAGCGCCGACCGCGGCCAGGCGGCGGUCUGAGCUACAUCAACGGACCGCAGUUCGGUGCGCCGCAGGGCGAGCGCCGCCAGGAGGUGUACGACGAGCCAGAGUAUGUCGAGGAGCCGCCCAGACUGCUGGCCGGGCAGAGCAGCAUCCAGUCACCGCCCGACUUUGUGCCGCAAUGGGAUCCGCCGCCGGUGUUCGAGAACUUCCAGCAGGAGAAUAACUUCCAGCAGCCGCAGAACUUCCAGCAAGAGAACUUCCAACAGCAGGAGUUCCAGGAGAGGCCGGAGUUCCCGCAGCAGUUCCAGGAGAGGCCAGAGUUUCCUCAGGAGCAAAACACGGUGGAGCCUCAGCGGUUUGAGGAGCCACAGCAGCAGUUCCGACCACCGCCCCAGCCAGAGCAGUUCCGACCAUCGCCCCAGGCGGAGCAGCAGAGUCCGCCCUUCAUCCAGGAGCUGCGAGCGCCUAACCUCCAGGGAGCUCAGCCAGAGCCACAGUCGCAGCCACAGCCCCAGCAGCCUCAGCCUCGGCCCCAGUCACCGCCUCAGACUCGGCCUGAGCCCAGACCCCAGCCAACAUCCCAGCCAAAACCACAGCCCAAGCCCCAACCGAAGCCACAGCCACGUCCUCAGCCUCAGCAGCCACCACAGCCCGAGCGGCAGGAAGAUGAUGAGAAUGAGCGUCUGGUGCAGCAGAGAAAGGAGCUAAUUCGCCAGAAGCUGCAGCAGCAGUUCCUAGAUCUGCGGCGAAAGCAGGAGCAGGAUCGCGAGGAGGAAACGAAUCAGGAGGUGGAAGAAGAGUCGCUCGAUCAGACCGCCGAGGCCACUCAGUCGGAGACGUUCGUGGGCGCCCCGCCGGCGUUCGUCCGUCCCCCCUUCGACCGGUCACCGUUUGAACAGGUGGAGGCGCCGCGACGUCAGGAGAUCCCGCCACCGGAGGAACCCAGCACGACCACCCAGCGCGUGGUGGUGAGCACCACCCAGCGGCAGCGGCGACCGCCGAGCCGCCGACGCCGACCACCGUUCCGACGAACCACCACCGCCGCGACCACGACGACUACAGAGAGGACGGCGGAGCCGGCAACCCGACCGACCACCACCCAGACGACCACGGAGCGCCGGCCGCCCACCUCUGCUUCCACCACAACCACGACCACCACCACCACAGAGCGUACGGAGGCUACCACUGAGGCGCGCACCUCUCCGUCCACCACUACCACACGACGGACGACCACCACCGAGCGGCGUACCAUUCCGACCGCUGCGCGCAGGAGACCACCGACCGAGGACCGCCGCCGAGUGCCGCUAGCUAGUCUCCUCGGGAAGCGGCCGUCGCGCCCGGACCCAGUGCGGUUCAGCUCACGGCCUCAGAGCCGGCCCCGGCCGAGUCUGUUCAGCCGGCCCGCAGCGCUGGAACCACGGACCACCCCCACGACCACCACGGAGGCACCCACCACCACCACCACGACCCGUCGGACCACCGCCCGGCCGUCCCCCACCACCCGGCGGCCGACUCCCACUACCAGAGAGCCGAGCAGCAGUGACGACGCGCGCCAGAAGCUGCUGGAGCGGCUGUCUGCGCUGCGGGCCACCCGCCGACCGCGACCGUCCCUGGUCUCCCGUCUGCCGCUCUCUCGUGAGCCUCCCAGCCAGCGUCCUGCUUUCGUCACCGCCACCGCCGCCACCGCCGCCGCCGAGCCUCGAACGACGACUACGAGCAGACCGAGACCCCGCCGUCCGACCACAGAGCGCGUGUCCGUCCGGCCCGUCCAGCCGGUCUAUACCCCAAACUCUGCACCGUUCCCCAUCCAGCACACCCAGAAAGCCUCCGCGGCGGUCGUCAAGGCGCCCUACGUCCACCAGAGCGGCUACUCCAAGAUCAAGAUGUUCGGCAUCAACGUUCACGAUAAGUCACACAAGAGGAAGCCGGCCAAGUUCUACAAGAAGCCAAUCUAUCCGAUCCGGAUUGAUAAUAAAGUGAAGGCGACGACGGAAGCGCCGAGGACAACGACGGAAUUACCGACGACAGAUGCCGCGGAGACGAGCAAGGCGAUCGUGGAGAUCACCACGUCACUGCCUCCUACGACUGAGGCUCCGGAGGACAUCGUUCAGGCGCAGGAGGUCGAGGUCGCUUACCAGGAGCCGUAUGAAAGCUACGAGACUGCUCCCGCUGAAGGUGACCAUGCUCACAGCCAUGAUGAGGACUAUGAUGACUACGAGGGUUUCACCGACGACCAUGCUAUGAUGGAGAAGAUGUACUUCGAAGCCGACGGCGAUCCGGAGCUGAUGGAGGCUUCGGGAGACGGCGAGCACUUCCACGACUUUGAGCACCCGACGGCGGACCACGAGACGGUCGGCUUCCCGGAGUUCCAGUACGAGCCGGUGCCGCCUCCGUCGCACGCGUUCCGUCCGCAGCUAGCACCGGCGCUGCCGGCCCGUCGCGCCGACCACGUGACCUACCGGGAGGGCGACGAGCCGGUGCCGCCGCCGGCAGUGCACGCUCAAGAGGCCGAUAUCGUCGAGGAGCGGCCCGCGCCGCCCCCACGGCCACCACGGCCGGCCGGCGCCUCCUCCUGGAUGACAGGUCUCCUGUCGAGUCUGUUCAGCCGUCCGCGGGAGCCCGAGCCGCCGCGACCGUCGCCGCCCUCUCCGGUCAGCCUGCUGAGCGGCCUGUUCGGCGGCGGGUCGGCAGAGCGGCGCCCUCAGCCCGCCGCUGACCCGUACGGCUUCGCGCCGCCGCCCGACAACGAUCCUCUGGCGGCCAGCGCCUCCGAGACAGUGGCGGUGACGGACGCCGACGGCGAGCCGCUGCGGCCGCCGGCCGCGUUCCGUAACGUGCCGGCUCUGGCCGGACUGUUCGCCGGUCUGCCCGCCGCCGACCGGCCGCGGUUCCCUGUGGCGGCGCGACGCUCCGACGUCCGACAGACCACCGUGCGCCCCGUGUUCUACGCCAAACGCCAGGAGAAGGACGCGCACGACAGCGCCGAGGUGUCGCAGCCGUUCGAGUACGUGAGCACCCUGGACAGCCUGCGCGGCCGGCUACCGGAGCCUGUUCUCGUCCAGGCGCCCACCGCGCCGCCCAAACUGGUGGCCACGCGCGUGCCACUGCCGUGAGCGUCCGCCGAGCGAGCGAGGCAUGACAGCACGCGCGCGAACUGUGAUACACACACGGCGGAGCGAGAAGGCGCGUGAUGCUUCCGAACACGGAAGCGCACGCGUGAGACCGGAGGCAGCGUGAGUGAUGGUCGCCCUAAUUUAAUGAACACGACGGGCCGUUCCGCACGGGCGCGGCGCCGCCCCGGUUCAUCUGAUGUGAGAACGACCGACCGGGAGGCACGUCCGCCCGGCGUGGCCAGUGUUUUAGUGACGGGGCACAGUUUUAAAGCUGGCGAAAGAGACGUUGAACGUGCGAACUUUCCGUCGAACGACGGGUUCUGUUUGUUUUGUUGUCCUAGCUGCACGCCUGCUUUUGGUGCUACCGGCUCGCGAUUGGAGAGAGCAGAAGUUACGAAUGACUGUAUUUAUAGGUAGACGGGUGUUUUUGAGUGCAUGCUUUGUUCCAGUUUGUAUGCGUAUGUGACAGGGUGCCUGUAAUGUACAUAGGUAUUGUGAGUUAUUUUUCCUGCAAGAAUUGUAAGGACAUGUGUUAUUGAGGCGACCGAUAUCAUGCAGUUACGAGAGCGGUCGCUUGAUCCAUUUUAUCUGAUUUUCUACUCAGCAAACUGCCAUGAACGAUGCGCUGUCCCGUGUGUGUCGAAACUCGUAUUAGACGGCAUUGCCUGGGACCAAUGAAGCAAGUUACGCGAAGUUUGAGUGAAGCCGGUGUACUAUAAAUAAAAUGUACGCAUCUAGGAUCACUAUGUGGUCAAUUCAGCAGGGAACAAUCAGCUAUAUGAUCCAGUUCAGUGUGCAUCAUUCCAGCAGCUGACUCGUUUUUCAAUAAAUUAUCGACUUUG
Molecule: messenger RNA, 4501 nt
Organism: Amphibalanus amphitrite
Lineage: Eukaryota; Metazoa; Arthropoda; Thecostraca; Balanomorpha; Balanidae
Product: proteoglycan 4-like
Exons: 3
Coding region: 171-3659 (1162 amino acids)
Source: RefSeq, a predicted model, not a curated record